This is a messenger RNA of Macaca mulatta (Rhesus monkey), 4108 nucleotides long. The record is from RefSeq and is a predicted model, not a curated record. Lineage: Eukaryota; Metazoa; Chordata; Mammalia; Primates; Cercopithecidae.
GCUGAGGGCGCGCAGGGAGGAUGGCGGCUCGUGGGAUGGGCUCUGCAGUUUCCUGGGGACUGGAGUCCGCCUUCCCUGCGCCCACUACUCGAACUCGAGGAGGAGCGGGGCGGCCGGGAGUGGAAGGCUGUGGGUAGUUGUCUGAGGAGGGUAGCUGGGGGUUCUGAGGCCUCUGGAGGAGGCGUGACUGGUGCGGCGCCGAGCAGGUACUGCUUGCGGCUGUGGAGACGCCCGUUGUUGACCAGCCCGAGCGGGGGUCUCUUUUUCCUCAGCCCUUAGUGCGGGGGUGGAGGUGUGGAGUAGCGGCCUGCGGGCCUCUUAGAUCCCUGACCCCCAGAGCUGCGAUGCGAUCUUGUAGGAAUCGGCGACACCGCCAGAGCCUCGCUUUCAAGUUGCUGUUCCCAAACUAAUGUUGUUGAUGAUUCUCUCUUGUGUGCUCUUAAAUUGUAGUGCACAUGUUGGCAACCGGAGACUAGUAAGAUUAAUUUAAUAAUCUCUUCUUCUUAGAAAAAAACGAGUAUUUAUAGUCACUUAGAUUGUCUUACGUGUUUUUUUGUUUCGGCUCACACAUAAUUUAUUGAGGGGUUACUAUGACUCAGACAUGGUUGUAGGCCCAGGGAUAGGGCUGUGACCAGUACAGACAAGUUUUUUGCCCCUUAUUUUCGGGUUAGAGAAGUGGGUUCUAGGAGAUGGGAGUGGGGUGGGGAGACACGAUAAAUUAUAUAACCAAAGAUAUUUUCAGAUAAUUGCAAAGGCAGGGUGAUGAAAUAGCAAGUGUCUGAGGAUAGGACAACGAAGAUUUGUGGUCAGAAAAGACUGCUUAUGAGGAGAUGCCUUGAGUGGAGAAAAUCUAAUAAUGGCUAAAUUCAGCUAUGUUACAGGAAAGGCGUCCUGAUUCAGACCCCAAAAGAGGGUCCUUGGCUGGGCGCGGUGACUCACGCUUGUAAUCCCAGCACUUUGGGAGGACGAGGUGGGUGGAUCAUGAGGUCAAGAGAUUGAGACCAUCCUGGCCAACUUGGUGAAACCCUGUCUGUACUAAAAAUACAAAAAUUAGUUGGGCGUGGUGGUGCAUGCCUGUAGUCCCAGCUACUCGGAGGCUGAGGCAGGAGAAUCGCUUGAACUGGGGAGACGAAGGUUGCAGUCAACCUCCACUGCAUUCCAGCUUGGCGACAGAGGGAGACUUCCUCUGUCCCAAAAACGUUCUUGGAUCAGGUGAGAAGGAAUUCAGGGAUAGUAAUGAUGACACUGAAGAUGUUUCCCUGUUUGAUGCAGAAGAGGAGACGACUAAUAGACCAAGAAAAUCCAAAAUCAGACAUCCAGUAGCAUCAUUUUUCCACUUAUUCUUUCGAGUCAGUGCAAUCGUCGUCUAUCUUCUCUGUGAGUUGCUCAGCAGCAGCUUUAUUACCUGUAUGGUGACAAUUAUCUUGUUGUUGUCGUGUGACUUUUGGGCAGUGAAGAAUGUCACAGGUAGACUAAUGGUUGGCCUACGUUGGUGGAAUCACAUUGAUGAAGAUGGAAAGAGCCACUGGGUAUUUGAAUCUAGAAAGGAGUCCUCUCAAGAGAAUAAAACUGUGUCAGAGGCUGAAUCAAGAAUCUUUUGGUUGGGACUUAUUGCCUGUCCAGUGCUGUGGGUGAUAUUUGCCUUUAGUGCACUCUUCUCCUUCAGAGUAAAAUGGUUGGCGGUGGUUAUCAUGGGUGUGGUGCUACAAGGUGCCAACCUGUAUGGUUACAUCAGGUGUAAGGUGGGCAGCAGAAAGAAUUUAACCAGCAUGGCUACUUCAUAUUUUGGAAAGCAGUUCUUACGACAAAACACUGGAGAUGAUCAGACUUCCUGAAUAGAGAAAACUUAAUGUGCUUUGUUACAUUGGGGAACAACUGAAGAGAUUCUUGACUCUGAACCUUUUAGAGCUUAGUCCAUGUUGCAACGAGGAGUGUUGGCUUUGUUUUUCCACUUAAAAACUUUAUUUAUAAAAAGGAAAAGUAGUUUUCAUGUUAAGUUUUUAUUUCCUUUCCAGCAUUUGGGGCUAGAAAGUAUAUGUUGGCACUAGAAACAUUGUCAAGAUUUAUUCUGUGGUGUAGGUAUGCACAUGUUCCAUAGGUAUGCACACAGCCAUGUAGUAUCAGUAUAUCCCAAGUUAAUGAAAGUGUUCAUUUACAUAGGUAAUGGAGACCUUUGCAUUUUGAUCCAUAAAACAUGGGAGGAUGUUCUUAGUCUGUCUCAAAGCUCUAUGUGUUUACAUAUUAUUUCUGUAGAUGAUUUUCAGGAGUAAAUUUUGCUUCCAUGGUAAGAGUGAGCACUUUGGCUUAUGUAUAAGUUAGAAAUUAUUGUUAGUUUUUAAUAUGUACUUCAUGGGGAAAUUUCUUAGACAUAUACAAGCAAGUGAAAACAAUUAGGGCCAGUGGUAUUAACUACUUUCUAAAAUCUUAUUUUUAUUUGUAAGAAGUCAUUUACUUAAGGCCCAAUUAAUAUAAGUGGAAUCAUCAUCGUUUGUUUAAGGAAUACCCAGAGAUUGCUGCUGUUCUAUUUAUUUUACAGAAAGGAUAGCUAGAUUGAAGAAAGCUCUUCAGUGGACCUUGAGCUAAUAGAUCUUUUACCACUAAAAGAGCAUUAUUCUCAUGUCAUAAUGAGAAUAAUCAUUUACAUACUUGGCAUAAUAAAUGCCUAAAAGACAUUUUAUUUUCUGAAUCUAUUUUUUUUCUUGCUAUAAUGGGGAUAUUGUAAAUUAUGCAUUUGUAUUAAUGGUAUUUCUUAAAGCAUUCUGUGUAACUGUAAACCAAUCUACAAACUAUUGUAGGCAUUUGUAAAUUCUGUUGUAGGUAUUAUAAACUUUGUUGAAGUCUUAAUCAGCAGAUUAUGUUGUGAAUAUAUUUGUACAUUGUUAAAAUAGUUUUUAAGAUUAUUUGUUUAAUUGAAUAAGUGUCUUAUUGGAGUGAUAGCUUUGAAGGUGCAAAACUUUAUAUUUGUAUAAAAUUCUACUGUUUACAAGGCAUUUGACAUGUGUAAUCUCAUUUAAUCCUCAUGACAAAUAUGUAAUACUUUAGAUGAUGUAACAGAACUUCCGGUUAUUGAGUGACUUUCCUAAGGAAAACAGAUUACAGGAAUAUCUGUAGGAUAUAAAACACGAUAUAUUAGUAUGUUUAGAGAAAAUAUUUGCUCUAAAUGCCUUUUCCUUUCUUAAAAAUUAAUAAUUUGUUAAGAGCUUGUUUAUUUUACUUAUACUCAGCUGUUCUGUCUGGUGAGAAGAAUUGAUACUGCACUGAAGACAUUUUAAAAUUUAAUCUGAAAGAUCUAACCUAAAUCUUUAGGGUUGAGAGUCUAACAGAGGAUACAUUGAUAUAGUUCUUUUAGAUAACUGUGUUAUUUGAACUAUAAUCCUAAACCAAGUAACAACUGAAUUUUAGAAUAUGCAUGUGGCAGGAGCUACCAUGUAUUCCCUAAUAUUCAUUUUUCCCCUUUUAUAGAUUUACCACCUAAUUAGCUAGGGCAUGGCAUCCUGGAAUAAAGAUAACCUUUCCCAAAUUUUAUCGCUGUAUCUUGGUGUGGCCACAUGACCGAGUUUGGGCCAAUGGAUACAUUUCCAGGAAGUAUCCUUAAAAGGAGGAGGCAUGCCCAUCCCUUCCCCCUUUUUCCUGAAAGGUAGACACAGUGCAGGAACUAGAGCAGCCAUCUUGGACUAUGUGGUAAAGGCUUCGUUUUGUGAAUGGCAGAUAAAUGAGGUAGAUACUGUCUGAAUCCCAUCUUGUGUAUAGCAUCCCUGAACUGCUUGUCUGAAUUUUUUUUUGAGACAGAGCUUUUGCUCUUGUCGCCCUGGCUGGAGUGCAGUGGUGUGAUCUCGGCUCAUUGCAACCUCUGCCUCCUGGGUUCAAGCGAUUCUCUUGCCUCAGCCUCCCUACUAGCUGGGAUUACCACCCUGCCACCACGCCUGGCUAAUUUUUGUAUUUUUAGUAGAGAUGGGGUUUCACCGUGUUAGCCAGGAUGGUUUCUGUCUCCUGACCUCGUGAUCCACCUGCCUCGGCCUCGCGAAGUACUGGGAUUACAGGCGUGAGCCACCGUGCCUGGCCAGCUGUCUGAACUUUUAAUAAAAGUGAAGGGAACUAUCUUCUUCAA